Molecule: messenger RNA, 1228 nt
Organism: Trichobilharzia szidati
Lineage: Eukaryota; Metazoa; Platyhelminthes; Trematoda; Strigeidida; Schistosomatidae
Source: the annotation of a GenBank genome assembly
AACGAUUAUAUCCAAUAAUAUAUAUUUGACGAUCAAUUGAAUGUUGAAUAAAUGUUGACAUUUUCUUUUGUUUUAUAGAAAUGCAAUGUAGGCAGGAGUUUCGAAAUUUUUAUUUUUACUUUUCUUUUAUUUCAAUAGUCAUUCAGUAAUUUCGAAUUUCUGAUUAUUAAAAGGCGAAAAAAAAAUAAAAUGUCGAUUUUUAAUUACCUUCUAAUUUGUCAGUCGAAUAAUAUUUCAUACAACAAUCUUGUUUCACCAUAAAAUUGGAUAUUAAACCUUUCGAACUUCAUUUCUAAGCAAAUUCAAUCCAUAAAUUAUGACGUAUGUAGAGAAACGAUUGAUUUUACGCAAUGGACCACCAUGGGGAUUUCGUUUGUAUGAAGAUUUUAUGGAGGGAUUAAUCGUUGCCAAGAUAAGACGGCGUAGUCCAGCUGAAGCUGCAGGAUUGCGUGAAGGUGAUCAUGUGCUGGCGAUUAAUGGUGCAGAUGCAUUGGAUAUGUCACAUGCUCAAGCUGUACAGAUAAUUGAUCUUGCAUCAUAUACACUGGAGGUGAUUGUAGGCAGAUAUGAACGACAGCAAAAGAUAGAAAAAGUUUAUCUGGACAAUAAAUCUCUACGUUCUAAGCAAAUACCUGAAGAGAUCACAACAACUGAAUUACAACUUUUUUGGGAGAAAGGAAUGCCACUGAAACCAGCACGUAGAAAUUGGCCUCCACCACCUCCACAGCAGUAUGUUUCACCUCCACGAUCACCGCCGCCUACAGCGAAAUCACAUUCAGUUUCUAUACAUGUUCCACCUCCAAGACCAGUUGUGAUUCCAACGCCACCAGCACCUCAACCACAACCAGUACGUCCACAACCACCACCACCACAGCCUGUGAAACAACCUUCUAUUGAUCCACAUAUUAUUCCCCAUGAUCCAGAUGUAGCCAGUGUCUCAGUGAAACAAUUGAUGCGAGAAUUUGAUGUGCCACCGAUAGCACCUGAAUUGAAAAAAAAGAACUAUGCUGACUCAUCAUUCUAUUCGGAUCCUUCAAAAUAUUAUCCAACAAUUGAAGAACAAAUUGCAAUGGCUAGACGAGUUGCCAACAGUCUGCACGAUCCAUAUAAUCUUGAAUCAAAGGGGGCAUGUAUGUUUGAGAAACAACGACAAAGAGCAGAAAAAUAUGUCAAAGAAGGACCAGAGCCUAAACCAGAUCCAAUUGAAUCAGUGAGUAAUAUUCAGUAA